AUGGGUUCUUCGUCUGUGGAACCCAAGAGUCCCACAAAUUCCUUUCGUGUGCAGAGAAAGGCAGCUGUCGGCAGGCUGCGUGCUCGUUCCGAACAUUAUCUGUGGCUAUUUGGGCAGAUGCAUGCUAAGCGACUUCUUGUUUUCGCUCAUCUCUUAUUUCUGGCAUUAUCCGUGUGGCUGAUGUGUGUUUGUGCAGUCGGGUUUACAGGCUUUCCCGUGCCAGGACUUGAUGGGUUUCUACCUUUUGAUAUGCCUGCUCGCGAAUCUUUGCGCGAGGGUGACAAUGAGUCAUUGUAA
Cylicostephanus goldi is the source of this 297-nucleotide messenger RNA. Lineage: Eukaryota; Metazoa; Nematoda; Chromadorea; Rhabditida; Strongylidae. The record is from the annotation of a GenBank genome assembly.